Messenger RNA from Cavia porcellus (domestic guinea pig), 5452 nucleotides. RefSeq names its product ArfGAP with RhoGAP domain, ankyrin repeat and PH domain 3 (gene Arap3). Gene Ontology annotation, molecular function: protein binding; GTPase activator activity; phosphatidylinositol-3,4,5-trisphosphate binding. The transcript has 33 exons. Bases 102 to 4784 code for a protein of 1560 amino acids. Gene Ontology annotation, cellular component: cytoplasm. NCBI's taxonomy places the organism in Eukaryota, Metazoa, Chordata, Mammalia, Rodentia, Caviidae. Gene Ontology annotation, biological process: positive regulation of GTPase activity; signal transduction. The record is from RefSeq and is a predicted model, not a curated record.
GGGGCGGGGCGGGGGCGGGGCCGGCGCGGCCGGAGAGGGAGCGGGCGCCGGCAGGCACCGGGAGCACCGCGGCCGCGCAGCGAGCAAUGGCCUGAGCCCCCAUGGCUGCUCCUCAGGACCUGGACAUCACUGUGUGGCUGGCCAAGGUACAUCUGGAGCAGUAUGCAGACACGUUCCGGCAGCAUGGCCUGGCUACAGCAGGUGCAGCCCAAGGCCUGGGCCACGAGGAACUGAGGCAGUUGGGCAUCAGCGCCACAGGGCACCGGAAACGCAUUCUGCGCCUGCUGCAGGCAGGCACUGUGGAGGACUCCCUGGAUCUCAAGUCGGAUAGUACCAUGGAACCAACCCCCAGCCCAGAACCCCAACCCCAGCCCUCCAAGCCCAUACCCAAGCCCAGGACAGUGUUUAGUGGGCUUGGUGGCCCUACUACCCCCCAGAGGCCUGCGAUGAGCCCAACCUUCUGGGCACCAGAAGUGUCCAGAAGCUCAAAGUCCAGUUCCAGUCCACCUCUUCUUCCUACAUCUUCCUCUGAGCAGCUGUCGACCUCAAAUACCAUUGAGAUGAUGCCCAAUGCCAUCUACUUUGGCCUGGACUUAAGAGGCGGGGCACAGGCAGCUCAGGACAAGGGUCCAGACAGCUCCCAGACAGCUGCUCCUACCCCUGCCCCCACCCCUACCCCAAGGCCCACAACAGGCACAGUGCACAUCAUGGAUCCUGGUUGCCUGUACUAUGGUGUCCAGCCUGUGGGGGGCUCAGGCACUACUGACAGAAGAGAGAGCAGAGGUGUCUGUCAGGACAGGGCUGAACACAGGCUCAGCAGGCAGGAUCUGGAGGCACGGGAAGAUGCUGGCUAUGCCAGCCUUGAGCUACCUGGGGACUCCAUCCUCUCACUACCCACCUUGGACACAGAGGAGACCAGUGAUGACCUCAUUUCACCCUACGCCAGCUUCUCCUCUACUGCAGACCGCCCCAUGCCCCUGCUCAGUGGCUGGCUAGACAAACUCUCGCCUCAGGGAAACUAUGUCUUCCAGAGACGCUUUGUGCAGUUCAAUGGAAGGAGUCUGAUGUACUUUGGCAGUGACAAGGACCCCUUCCCCAAGGGUGUGAUCCCCCUGACUGCUAUUGAGAUGACCCGCAGCAGCAAGGACAAUAAGUUCCAGGUCAUCACGGUCCAGAGAGUGUUCGUGUUCCGCACAGAGAGUGAGGCUCAGCGGGACAUGUGGUGCUCCACAUUGCAAUCCUGCCUGAAGGAGCAGCGCCUCCUGGGCCACCCACGGCCACCCCAUCCGCCCCGACCCCUCCUUACUGGCAUGCUAGAGCUACGUGGACACAAGGCUAAGGUGUUUGCUGCCUUGAACCCUGGAGAGCUGGCCCUGUACAAGAGUGAGCAGGCCUUCUCUUUGGGUAUCGGGAUCUGCUUCAUCGAACUGCAAGGCUGCAGUGUCCGGGAGACUAAGAGCCGAAGCUUCGACCUGCUCACACCCCAUCGCUGCUUCAGCUUCACAGCAGAGUCUGGGGGGGCUCGGCAGAGCUGGGCGACCGCUCUGCAGGAAGCAGUAACCGAGACCCUGUCUGACUACGAGGUGGCUGAGAAGAUCUGGUCAAAUCGGGCAAACCGGCACUGUGCAGACUGCGGAGCCUCCCGCCCAGACUGGGCUGCUGUCAACCUGGGGGUGGUCAUCUGCAAGCAGUGUGCAGGUCAGCACCGGGCCCUGGGUUCUGGGAUCUCCAAGGUACAGAGCCUGAAGCUGGACACGAGUGUCUGGAGUAAUGAGAUAGUGCAGUUGUUCAUUGUCCUGGGCAAUGAUCGUGCCAACCGCUUCUGGGCAGCAGCCCUACCCCCAGGUGAGGGGCUGCAUCCAGACUCCACCCCUGGCUCCCGGGGAGAAUUCAUCUCCCGAAAGUACCGGCUGGGUCUUUUUCGGAAGCCCCACUCUCAGUAUCCAGAUCAUAACCAGCUUCUCCAGGCACUGUGUGCAGCUGUGGCAGGACCCAACCUGCUGAAGAACAUGACCCAGCUCCUCUACGUGGAGGCCUCUGAGGUCGAGGAGCCCUGGUCCCCCUCAGCCCUCGAUGGUAGCUUGCCCAGCCUUCUACCCCCAGACCCUGGUGUGUACAAUGAGGUGGUGGUGCCUGCCACCUACAGCGGCUUCCUGUACUGCGGUCCCAUCAGCAACAAGGCUGGACCCCCACCCCCUCGGAGGGGCCGAGAUGCUCCUCCUCGGCUGUGGUGCGUUUUGGGAGCAGCCCUGGAAAUGUCUGCAUCAGAAAGCAGCCCCGAACCCGUCAGCCUCAUCCAGCCCCAGGAUGUUGUGUGUCUGGGUGUGAGCCCCCCACCCAUUGACCAAAGCGACCUUGACAGGUUCCCUUUUUCCUUUGAGCUCAUCCUCACUGGAGGGAGGAUCCAACAUUUUUGCACAGAGGGAGCAGAUAGCCUGGAGGCCUGGAUCAGUGCUGUGGGCAAGUGGUUCUCCCCGCUGAGCUGUCACCAGCUGCUGGGGCCUGGGCUGCAGCGGCUGGGCCGCCUGUGGCUGCGUUCCCCGUCCCACACAACCCUGGCCCCUGAUGACUGGCUGUCAGCGUUUGGCCUGCUUCGUGGUGACCAUCUGUUUCUGUGUCCAGCACCGGGCCCUGGGCCACCAGCCUCUGAGGACAUGGUGCAUUUACGGCGGCUGCAAGAGAUCAGUGUGGUCUCUGCAGCUGGCACUCCAGACAAAAAGGAGCACUUGGUCCUGGUGGACACCGGAAGAACCCUGUAUCUGCAGGGAGAGGGUCGGCUGGACUUCUCAGCGUGGAACACAGCCAUCAAGGGGGCUGCCGGAGGGGGAGGCACAGGGCUGCAGGAGCAGCAGAUGAGCCGAGGUGACAUUCCCAUCAUCGUGGAUGCCUGCAUCAGUUUUGUCACCCAGCAUGGGCUCCAGCUGGAAGGGGUGUAUCGGAAAGGGGGUGCUCGGGCCCGCAGCCUGAAACUCCUGGCUGAGUUCCGGCGGGAUGCACGGUCGGUGAAGCUUCGGCCAGGGGAGCACUUUGUGGAGGAUGUCACUGACACACUGAAACGCUUCUUCCGAGAGCUGGAUGACCCUGUGACCUCUGCUCGGUUGCUGCCUCGCUGGAGGGAGGCUGCCGAGCUACCCCAGAAGAACCAGCGCCUAGAGAAAUACAAAGAAGUCAUUGGCUGCCUGCCUCAGGUCAACCGCCGCACACUGGCCACCCUCAUUGGGCAUCUGUAUCGGGUGCAGAAGUGUGCAGCCCUGAACCAAAUGUGCACCCGGAACCUGGCCCUGCUGUUUGCACCCAGUGUGUUUCAGACAGAUGGACGGGGGGAGCAUGAGGUGCGGGUGCUGCAGGAGCUCAUUGAUGGCUACGUCUCGGUCUUUGAUAUUGAUUCUGACCAGGUAGCUCAGAUUGACUUGGAGGUCAAUCUUAUCACCACCUGGAAGGAUGUGCAGCUGUCCCAGGCUGGAGACCUAAUCAUGGAGGUUUAUAUAGAGCAGCAGGUCCCGGACAGCUGCGUCACCCUGAAGGUGUCUCCAACACUGACUGCUGAGGAGGUGACUAACCAGGUACUGGAGAUGCGAGGGACAGCAGCAGGGACAGACCUGUGGGUGAUGUUUGAGGUCCUCGAGCAUGGGGAGCUUGAGAGGCCACUGCACCCCAAAGAAAGAGUCUUAGAGCAGGCCUUGCAGUGGUGCCAGCUUUCAGAGCCCUGCUCAGCCUCUCUGCUCCUGAAGAAGGUCUCCCUGGCCCAGGCUGGCUGCCUUUUCACAGGUGUGCGGCGGGAGAGCCCUCGCGUGGGGCUGCUGCGAUGUCGGGAAGAGCCGCCCCGCUUGCUGGGAAACCGCUUCCAGGAGAGGUUCUUUCUGCUGCGGAACCGCUGUCUGCUGCUGCUCAAAGAGAAGCGGAGCUCUAAACCAGAACGGGAGUGGCCUCUGGAGAGUGCCAAAGUCUACCUAGGAAUCCGCAAGAAGUUAAAGCCUCCAACGCCGUGGGGCUUCACAUUGAUGCUGGAGAAGAUGCUACUCUACUUGGCUUGCAAUGAUGAGGAUGAGAUGUGGGAUUGGACUACCAGCAUCCUUAAAGCUCAGCAUGAUGACCACCAGCCAGUGGUUUUAAGACGCCGUUCCUCCUCUGACCUCGCCCGUCAGAAGUUUGGCACUAUGCCCUUGCUGCCCAUCCGUGGAGAUGACAGUGGAGCCACCCUCCUCUCUGCCAAUCAGACCCUGGCCUCACUGUAUGUUUUUCCCUCCUUUCCUCGCCAUCCUACAUGUGCCCAGCGCCGACUACACAACCGGAGGACCCUGUCCAUGUUCUUUCCGAUGAAAUCACCCCAGGGGUCUGUGAAAGAACAAGAGGAGCUGGAGGACCCUGUGUAUGAGGAGCCGGUGUAUGAGGAGGUAGGGGACUUCCUGGAGCUCGCCAAGGAAAUCUCCACAUCCUUCUCAACCACACAGGAAUGGACGGCCAAGACAGAAAGCCCCCUCCCCAGCCAGAGGUCCUUUGAUGAACCCCUUCUCUCCAAGACAAGCACCCUAGGCUGGGAGGAGAGGCCACCUGAGCCCCCUUCAGGCCCCCCUUCAAAAAGCAGUCCCCAGGCACAGGGGUCUCUGGAGGAACAGCUGCUCCAGGAACUCAACAACCUCAUUCUGAGGAAGGGAGAGACCACUGUAUGUUCAGAAAACCCUUCCCAGUCAUCCAGCCCCAAUGGUCUUGCAACACAGACACCUGGCUUCCCCCCGCAAGCCCCCUGCACUUCCGGUCUGCCUUCCAGCCAGCCUCUGACUUGACUCUGGGACCAGCAGCCACGGGGGUAGGAAUCCAGAGGCGGACCUAGGUUAUCACCAUGGCAGACACUGCUGGGAUCUUCCUUUGCUGUUGCUGGAAAGACUUUAGACUCCAGUGUGGAGCUAUGGAAGAAGCACUGGUCUGAGGGCCCCAGAAGCCAUGGCUGUCAGGGAGGUCAUAGCUCCUCUGGGUGGCCUCAGCCCAUUUAUCUGUAUCAUGAAGUCACUGAAAUAAGGAGUAAACACCAAACUGUGUUUCUUGGAUGUAAACCCCACAUGUUUUCUCUCAACAAGGGCAACUCUUGCUUUAUGUAUCUGAUAUGUAAGAGUUAUGUGAGGAGUCGGGGCUGGGGGUUUAGCUCAGCAGCAUAAGCGCCUGCCUUGCAAGCAGGCAGUCGUGAGUUCGAUCCCUGGUACCGAUAAAAAAAAGAAAAAGACAAAAAAAAAAAAAAAAAGUUAUGUGACAAGUUUGCAAUAAAAGGAUGGUUUUACUUGCAUUAGAGAAAAACAAGUUUGCAACCAGAGACCUGGAUGAUGUUCAAGGCUAUCAUAUCCUACUCCCUACUUUUCAGGACUACAUUGAAGCCCUGGGAUGGGGGAAUUGAUUGGGCUUCAGAACUGGGGUAAGGAGAGCCAAAAAAUAAAAAAGAGAGUGGGUCACUGUUUAUUAA